This is a messenger RNA of Phlebotomus argentipes, 977 nucleotides long. RefSeq names its product juvenile hormone acid O-methyltransferase-like. Bases 106 to 960 code for a protein of 284 amino acids. The record is from RefSeq and is a predicted model, not a curated record. The transcript is spliced from 2 exons. Lineage: Eukaryota; Metazoa; Arthropoda; Insecta; Diptera; Psychodidae.
GAGCAAGACUCCUCUUAUCUCGCAUUUGAUAAAUUUCAGUAUAGAAUUUCUUGAUUAUCAUUUUGCAUUGCAGCAGUUUAAGUUGUGAUUUCUCCUAGGUGAAACAUGAGUACCAAAUUUGAUCCGAACUUUUACAAGUCAAACAUCGAAUUGCGCGUGAAACUCGUGCAAAGAUGUCUCAACAAAGUGUCACAUUUGUUGCAAUGGCAGCCAAAAGGAGGAGAUUCUGUGCUGGAUAUCGGCUGUGGCGUGGGUGACAUCACACGCGAGUGCUUCUAUCCACUCCUUCCGGCCAACUAUUCACGCUUAGUCUGCUCGGACAUCUCAGAAAGUAUGCUACAUGGCGCUCGAAAGACAUUUCACGGAAUUGAUAGAGUGAAUUUCACUCAAAUAAACAUCAAUGAACCUCUGAGUGAUGCCAAGAAAGUGGAAUUGAAGACAUUUAAUCACAUCUUCUCUAGCUUUUGCCUAACAUAUGUGAAAAAUCAGAAGCAAGCAUUUCAGAAUGUGUUUGAUCUUCUGGAAAUGGGUGGUGAUAUCAUGAUUACCAUUCAAGCAAUAACACCAUCAAUUGAAUGCCUCUUUCGCAUGGCAGAGCAGAAGAAGUGGAAGAACAAAUUGUCAAACAUACGUGAAACUUUCGUUUACAGCUACAGAGAAGAUUCCAAUCCCAAAGAAACAAUAGAGAGUCUCUUGCGAUGCCUUGGAUUCACUCAAGUUGUUGUGGAACUCGAAGAAUCCUUUGAGACAUACAAAACUGAGGAGUAUUUAAAAGAUUUCAUGAAAGGCCUUCCAUUUGGCAGUGAAGUAUCGGAGAUGGAGAGUGAAGAAUUCUUCAGGGAUCUCGUAAAUAUUGCCAUUUCAAUGAAUCUGAUUGAAGAGCACCUCAAAGGAAGCCCACCAUUGGAGGGUAAUGUAAGAAAACUCAUUCACAUUUAUGCUAUGAAGCCAAAUAAAUGAAUUCCUUGCUUAUCAAA